Messenger RNA from Mya arenaria, 1131 nucleotides. RefSeq names its product heat shock 70 kDa protein 12A-like. The record is from RefSeq and is a predicted model, not a curated record. The transcript has 5 exons. Bases 1 to 1131 code for a protein of 376 amino acids. NCBI's taxonomy places the organism in Eukaryota, Metazoa, Mollusca, Bivalvia, Myida, Myidae.
AUGCUGGUUGCAGCCAUAGAUUUCGGUACGACGUACUCAAGUUGGGCGUACUCUUUGCUUCAUGACUACAAAAAUGAUCCAAGACAGAUAUCAGCAAAACAGUGGCAGGGACAUGAUUCGACGAAGGGACCAACAACGGUUUUGAUAAAACCCGAUGGGAAAACCCUUGAGGCAUUUGGCUUUGAGGCGGAGACAAGAUAUACAGAACUGAUAGACGAAGACGAGCAUGAAUCGUACUACUUCUUCAAAAGAUUUAAAAUGAAGUUAUGGAACCAGGCAAGUACAAGUCCAGAAUGGCUCAAGGACGACCUUUUACGAGUUUCAAACGACAGAAUUUCUAGCACAAUACGAGAGAAUGAGAUACACUGGGUGUUGACUGUGCCAGCAAUCUGGGAUAAUGCUGCCAAACAGUUUAUGAGAGAAGCCGCUAAACAGUCCCUGUGCUCCUUGAUAGAGAAACGACAGGGACGAGCCUUGUGUGACCUCAUCAAGAACAUGUCUUAUGCCGAUUUGAACAUUCUAAGCUUGCCAGUAAACAGGGGUGUAGAAGCUAUUUUGAUGGUAGGUGGAUUUUCAGAGUCACCUAUGCUUCAACACGCCGUUAGCACGGAGUUCGGAGCUGUGAAAAGAAUCGUACCACAAGAAGCAAGCCUGGCAGUGUUGAAAGGAGCUGUGAUAUUUGGACAUUACCCGAGCGCUAUUAAAGAACGUAUUAGCAAACUGACAUAUGGUGUUGAAACGUCCAAAUUAUUUGAUGAAAUCAAACAUGAUGCGACCAAGAAGAAAUAUUAUGAAGGAAAAGCCCGAUGCCGCAAUGUGUUUGAAAAACAUGUAGAAAUCGGACAGAAACUUACUGUUGGCAAAGCACAAUCUAACAUGAUAUAUUAUCCCCUAUAUGCUCACCAAACUUGCAUCCGCCUUUCAAUUUUCACAACGUACGAUAAGAAUCCCAUGUAUACGACAGACCCGGGGUGUAUUCAGUUUGGGGACCUUGAAAUACCAAUAUGUGGCAGCGGAACAAACAGAUGGGUAAAGGUACGAUUCAUUUUUGGAGGGACGGAAAUCGAUGUCGAGGCAACAGAGAAAGCAACAGGAAAGGUUCACCACUUGAAGAUAGACUUUCUGACAUAA